Molecule: messenger RNA, 3288 nt
Organism: Micropterus dolomieu (smallmouth bass)
Lineage: Eukaryota; Metazoa; Chordata; Actinopteri; Centrarchiformes; Centrarchidae
Product: lamin-A-like
Exons: 15
Coding region: 760-2688 (642 amino acids)
Source: RefSeq, a predicted model, not a curated record
GAUGAUUGCUCUGCAAGGAGAAAAAAGGAUUUUAGGCCGUGGUAGGGGCCAUGGCUGAGCAGGAAGCGGGCAGCAGCCUCUCACCUCGCCGAGCUGUCCAGACUCUGCUCCAGCAUAUCCAUGAAGGUUUUGCGGUUGUAAAACGCCGAUAUUCAACGACACUGAUUUACGGAGAUGGAAGUGCAGAUCACGGGGACAAACACACGGGUCAUGUGAGGAAGACAGUCCAGGACACGUGAGGCACAAACCGGGCAAGGAGCUAAAAUGGAGGCCGCUGCUGAGCAGGACGGAGCAGUCUGAGUCUGUGCGGAAAACAAAAAAAAAUAGUCCGGGCUUUUACGCAGCUUCGCGGAGAUGGUGGUGCUCCAGUCGGAGGGGUUAAGAUCGUUAAAGUAUUUUAGAUCAACUGCUGGAUGCACGGAUGGAAGUCAAUGUCAACCUUUGCAUCAAAUUCAGCCAGUGGGAGGCGAUGGUGGAUCUGUCAGCAGGCACGAUGUCCUCAGCCGAAAAUAGAGCGAAGGAUUUAACUCACCACUGAGACCUAACCCCACCCCUUGCUGGGAACAUUAUUUAAUAAAAUUUACAAAUUAAGAUGGAUUUGCAGACAGCGCAGUAACAGACUGAAGAUUGUUGGAGAACUAAGAGGGACACUGAUCAUCAGAUAACAAAGAAAAUCAACAUAGAAGUCUACGAAUAUCAUCGGAGCAGAGUUUUCUCUUCUUCUCACAAGCUUUAAAAGAUAAGUUGCAGAUAAGUGCAAUGGCGACACCCAAAAACACUCCCAGAGGUGCAAACACACCAAUAUCCCCCAACCGUAUCACCCGACUCCAGGAGAAGGAGGAUCUGUCCAACCUCAAUGAUCGGCUGGCUGUCUACAUCGACAAGGUGCGCUUUCUGGAGACCGAGAAUGCCGGUCUCCGUCUGCGCAUCACUGAGUCAGAGACAGAGGUCAGUCGGGAGCUGACGGGCCUGAAAGCCGCUUAUGAGACCGAGCUGGCAGAUGCCCGUCAGACUCUGGACUCUGUGGCCAAAGAGAGAGCACGUCUGCAGCUGGAGCUGGGCAAGCUCCGAGAAGACCACAAGGAGCUGAAAGCAAGGAACACCAAAAAGGAGUCAGACUUGGCCGGAGCGUUGCAGAGGCUCAAAGACCUGGAGGCUCUGCUGAACUCAAAGGAUGCAUCUUUGACUACGGCUCUGGGAGAGAAGCGUAACCUUGAGGUGGAGAACAGGGACCUGAAGGCACAGGUUGCCAAGCUGGACACCAGUUUGGGCGAUGCCAAGAAGAAGCUGCAGGAUGAGAUGCUGAGGAGGGUGGACGGAGAGAAUCGCAUCCAGACCCUCAAAGAGGAGCUGGAGUUUCAGAAGAACCUCCACUCUGAGGAACUGCGGGAGACAAAGCGUCGUCAUGAGUCUCGCAUGGUUGAAUUGGACAACGGGCACCAGCAGGAUUUUGAAAGCAAGUUGGCGGAGGCGCUGGUAGAGAUGCGUAGCCAGCACGAACUGCAGAUCCAAAUGUACAAGGAUGAGAUUGAGAAGACCUACAAUGCCAAGCUGGAUAAUGCUCGUCAGUCAGCGGACAGGAGCAGCCACCUGGUUGGAGCAGCACAUGAGGAGCUCCAGCAGACACGAAUCCGCCUGGAGUCCAUGUCCUCUCAGCUCAGCCAGCUGCAGAAACAGCUGGCGGCCCGUGAGGCAAAGGUAAGGGACCUGGAGGAUGCACUGUCUCGGGAGCGGGACACCACACGUCGCAUGCUCAGCGAGAAAGACAGAGAAAUGGCAGAAAUGAGGCAGCAAAUGCAACAGCAGCUGGAUGAGUACCAGGAGCUCCUGGAUGUCAAGUUGGCUCUGGAUAUGGAGAUAUGCGCUUACAGGAAGCUGCUGGAGGGAGAGGAACAGAGACUGCGUCUCUCCCCCAGUCCUCCACCCACCAAAGUGACAGGAAGUCGUUCCUCUAAUUCAGGAGCUCACUCUCGAUCGGUCCACUGCAGCUCUCUGAGCUCUCCUGGCAAGAGGCGACGUCCCAAUGACACAGACAGUGAGGCUUCGAGCUUUGCAGGUGGAGCUGUGGCCCGCACUCGCAUCACCCAGCAGGCCUCAGCAAGUGGACGGGUCACUGUGGACGAGGUGGACCUGGAUGGGAAAUAUGUCAGACUCAGCAACAAAGCAGAUGAGGAUCAGAAUAUGGGGAACUGGCAGGUGAAGCGCCAGGUGGGAUCCGGUGCCCCCAUCAUCUUCAAGUUCCCGGUAAAAUUCACCUUGAAGGCCGGCCAGAGGGUCACAAUCUGGGCCUCUGGUGCUGGUGUAACCCACAAUCCUCCAUCUGACCUGGUGUGGAAGACUCAGGCCUCUUGGGGCACUGGAGACAUGUUCCAGACCACCCUAAUCAGUGCCAAUGGAGAGGAAAUGGCAAUGAGGAAGGUCACCCGCACACAGUUUGAAGAAGAGGAUGAUGACAUGGUGGCUCACAGCACCUGUGGGGACAGCGAGUACAACCUGCGGAGCCGCACGGUGCUAUGCGGCUCCUGUGGACUGCCUUCAGACAAAUCCAGCAACUGCUCCGUGACCUCAGGCUCCCGCUCCUUCCGCAGCGGAGGCAUCUCCGAGGGUUUACUGCCGCACUCCUACGUGUUCAGCAGCAGCACUCCUCGCAAGACUGGAGCCAGGAUGGAGAGCUGUCCAAUUAUGUGAGCCCCUGGACCCAUGCUGAAACAUUUCAGUUCUAUUAGGUCUCAGUUAUUAGUUCUUUAGUUACCAGUUGUAGUUAUUAAGUUCAAUUCAUGUACUUUGGAAUCAUUUUAAAGAUAUCAUAUGCAAUAAAUCUUUAUUUAGCUUUUUUUUAUAAUGUACAUAGGCAUGCAUUGAAAUAUUUUCUUGAUUUUAAAUGGUGAUUAAAGCAGUUAAUUUUGGUAACACUAAGGGUUGGAAAUUUAUACCUGGCUUCCACCUAGUAAAAUAUGAACCUACCAGUUACUUUAAGUACUUACAACAGCAGUUUUUUGGCUCAUUCAUUCGGCAAACCUUACUUACUGGUAAAACAAAUAAAAGUUGGUGAUAUCAACAGCUACUGUUGCUGGUAGAAAAAAAGCAUACUUCCUUGUUAACUACCACAGUUAAAUCAUAUUUUCAUUACAUUCCGCAAACAUACUGGUGCAACAGCGUUGCAGUAAACGCAUUUAUAUUUACAUUUAUUUUGAAUAGAAUUUACUUAAAGGAAGUUGACCCCAACCUUUCUACAGAUCAACAGAAUAUUGUUAAUUUUUCCCGAUAUCAAUAAACACAUUUUCUGAA